Molecule: messenger RNA, 3240 nt
Organism: Merops nubicus (carmine bee-eater)
Lineage: Eukaryota; Metazoa; Chordata; Aves; Coraciiformes; Meropidae
Gene: ZNF518B
Product: zinc finger protein 518B
Exons: 1
Coding region: 1-3240 (1079 amino acids)
Source: RefSeq, a predicted model, not a curated record
AUGCAGUUGAAAAAAAUGAGGGAAAUUUUACCAAGAUUGUACCCUGGCCAAGUUAAUGAUAAAAAUAGUUCCUUAACUACAUCCCCAAGGCAAUCUUCUGAGGAUAAAACAAAUCUGUCAAAAGGGGGUGAUCAGAACUGCUGUUACCGAGGGACUGAGGCUGAGAACAGUAAAUUGUCACUAAUAAGCUGUAUAAAAUGCAGAAGUGUUCAGAAAAUUUCAAUGCAAGAUAUAGAAAAGCAUAAGAAUCUUGGGUGGACUGAAGAUAAACAUUUCAUCUGCAAGAAGUGCAGUCAUGUUACACCACCAGCUUUGCAUUUCGUUCCUGAGGGUGCCAAUGCUCUAGACUUUGAAAAACGUGAAAAAAAAUGUCCAAGUAAAACCCAGAAGACAUUUAAAGUUAAAAACUUUCUGCCAGGUAAAUACUACUGUGAUAAAUGUAGAUUUUCAACAAAGGAUCCUUUACAGUAUAAAAAGCACAUAGGUCAACAUGAAGAAAUUAAAUUUAUUUGUUCCCACUGUAACUGCAUAUCCUACACUAAAGGAGAAUUCCAGAGACAUUUGGUGAAACACACUGGAACUUUUCCAUAUCAGUGUGAAUACUGUGAAUAUGGUGCUGUUAGACAUGACUAUAUCGUAAAGCAUACGAGAAGAGUGCAUGCAAUGCCCACAAAAAGGCCGUCAAAUACUAUCAUAAACCACAAGCAAAAGAAGCCAAGUCAAAGCACUUUAUCUGAAAAGCAGAAAUACAAUAAAAUUCCAUUUCAGAAUAAACUUUCACAUUCGUCUGCACAUCUAGUUUGUGACAUUCCAGGUAAGGCAGCUAAAACAGUCUCUUCAUCUCAUGAUGUAGAGUGCAGUGUAAACACAGCAUCAGACCAGGGUAAAGCAACAUUGGAGGCAUCUGAGAUGAGCGGGUGCGAGAAUCAAAGUGUGGAAGUUGAGGUUUAUUCUCCAAAGACAGAGCCCUUACAACCUGGAAUGCCUUUAACCGUCGUUGCUCCAUCUGAAUUUGUAGUUCCUUCUAACUGUUUGGCUCAGAUAGUAGAGAUUAAAAUAGUGAAUGGAACACAACAGCUGGUUCUUAAACUAAUUCCUAUGAAAGAAGCAACUUGCAAACCUGUAAACAGUGCUGAAGAGCAGCCUGAGAAUCAAGGUAUAGAACGAUCUGCAGAAGGGAAAAAAACAUCAUCAUCCGUGUCUCAAAAUGAGUUACUAACCAUGGAAGUGAAUGUAGACAAAUUAUCCAGAGUUAGUAACCAGCUUAAUUUGGAUAGCACACAUGACAUGAAUUCAGAAUAUCUUUGUUUUUCUGAUUCUCAACUCUCAGACUGCAACUCUGUAUCUGUACAGAGGGAAGAUGAGUCCAAAUUAUGCUUUCAUUUGGUGAAAGGUAUUGAUGUCCAUUCAGGUGUUAUAGAACUUUGUUCUCCAUCUCUGUUAAAUAGUACUGAAAAAAAAAGGGAUUUUAAAUCCUCAAGGUGGGAAGUAGAUGGAAAAAAUAACUUACAUUAUGACUUGUAUUGUUAUGAAGAAGGUGUGGAUAUAUCCUCUCCAAAAUAUGCCACUGUUUCUGAAGAUAAAAGUUCCAAUAAAAUUUCAGUAGUGGCUCCUCAGGGAGGCAAAAAUUCUUCUGCAGUCCUUAAACAAAAGGAUGCAUUACCUCUAAAGAGGAAUAACAAAGAACGUAGGAGUGUACCUGCCAGCUCUACAGAAACACAUUUACCUUGUAAGGGUUUUGAUAAAAAAUACGUUGCAUCUUCUGAAGCAGGAAACAACUUUCAUGUCACUAAAACUCCGCCUUCUGAGGAUGUGACUUUUGGCUUUAGCAAAGUAAAGAGAGCUGAAACUGUAAGUCAAAAGAACAGUCAUCUUCUGGAAUCAUUAGAAGUGCAGAAGAUGGAAAAUAAAGGCAACAAUUUUGAGGGACCUGUGAUUUCGUCUGUAUUUUCUCUUAGCUCUGGAGCUGAAAAUGUUCCAGAGGGUGUCAGAUGGGAUGACACAACAUACAGUAAGAAAUCGGCAACAUUGCUGUGUAGAAAGAUUGCUCAGAUCAUGUCUGCUGCUGAAUCUAACAUGAAAUCCAUGCCUUUGAGAUGUCAGGCUUCUGGUAAAAAGGUGCUUUUCCGCCAGGAAAAUUCAGCAAGGUGCGAGAGAAUUGUUUCUGCCACUGAAGUGGAACAGUCUGCCUCUUUGUCUCAAGUGAGUGGUGGAAACAGUGUGACUAGCAGUGAAGAGCAUAGUAAUGAUCACUUGCUUACAUUUACAAGAACAUCUAAAAGCAGGGUAACUAAAAAUUCCCAUGUUGCCACUCCAGUGUUUAUCCCCAAAGGAACAAAGCUGAGAGUGCUGAAUGCCGCUAGCAGUCAAAACUCUGACGGAAUAGAAGAGAGAAGUGAAACAUCAGGUACUUCUGCCUAUUGCAAUGAAAUGUUUCUGCCUCGCCCAGUUCCUGUCAGUGUUUCGGAGCCACCUAGCAGUAAUUUGCCCUCUUUGCCCAAUCCGAGCGACCUGAACGCUGAGUCCCGAAGUAUAUCGCUCAGGCAAAGACCAAAGCGAGAGGCAGGUGUUAAAAAUAAUAGCAAACAAACUGGUGUGCUGUUUCAGAGAAGCAGUGGUGUGAGUAAGCAAAGCAAACACUAUUCAAAAAGUCAACUAGGUCCCAAAAAUAAAGCAAAACAAGCAAGCUUCAGAGAACUUCCUAAAAGGAAAACAAGAACUCGGUUGGAAACCAGUUCAAGUUCUGACAUGUCUUAUCUGUUGACAGCAAGACGUCUUCGGCUUGUCCCUCUGAGAAUGAAUCAGUUGAUAAAAUGCCCUCGUCGUAACCAGCCAGUUGUGGUGCUAAACCAUCCUGAUGUUGACUCGCUAGAGAUAAUUAAUGUCAUGAAGACUAUAAACAAGUAUAAAGGUCAAGUCCUGAAAGUAGUUCUGUCAGAAAGGACAAGUAGUUGUCUUGGUAUCAAACGUUACAGAAAACGUCUUACUCUUCAGAAUGUUGAGACAGGAAACCAAGCAAAAAAGCAGAAUAUGCUAAAAAUGAAACUAAAAAAGACCCAUAAAAACAACUACCAGGUGGUAGAAACUUCACCAGCUGAAAGACUCCAGUGUCUGUUUAAGUGCUGGUUUUGUGGAAGAGUAUACGUGGACCAAGAAGAAUGGAUAAGUCACGGACAGAGGCACUUAACAGAGGCGACCAAGGGUUGGGAUGUUCUUUCUCUGCGAGCAAAAAAGAAUUAA